AUGAGGAAGGGUCCGGGCACCCGUUUGUUCGGUCCCCUCAAGACCAAGGGUGCAGCCUUGGGCGAGUCGGAGCCGGAGACGGCCCAAACACAGAAGAAGGAGUGGAGAAGGUGGGUCCAGGCCCGCCUCUCCUUAGCUUCAUAUAAGGGCUGGGGACCCGGGAGUACAGGUUCACACACCAUGAGUUCCUCUACAAGACCAGGGACCUUUCUGCUGACCUUCAUGACGCUCUGCACCCUCCUGGGUCUCGGUUGCCCACUAAGCUGUGAGGUGUGUAAGGGCUCCGGGCCCACGUGCAGUGGAAAACUGAAGACGUGCGACGCUGGCAAGGACGCAUGCGUGGUCCUCGUGGGGGAGUCCAGCACAAAGGGCCAACACUCGGUGAACACCUACAAGGCCUGUAUGAAGUUCAGCGACUGCUACUCCGGGUUUGUGUCCACCACCAUGAGCCCCAAGGACUACAUGGUGUCCAACGCGCACUGCUGCCAGAGCGACGGCUGCAACCGCGGCUCCGUUCCCCCUCCCCAGAACAAUCGUACUGAGAACGGCCUGCUGUGCCCCGCCUGCAUUGCGCCCUUCCAGGAGACGUGCCCAGGGACCCAGGCAGCCCGCUGCGUCGGCCAGGAAACCCACUGCAUCUACUUCGCUGGCAAUGUGCAGGCUGGUAUCUUCAACACCAAAUUCGCCACUCGGGGCUGUGCUACAGAGAGUGCCUGCCACACCAAGGUUGGGGCUGAGGUGCCCUCAGCCUCCUAUCUCUACUUUCUCCGCCGAGCAGACUGCCUACCAGCCCCCCAGCCCCCUGGCAGGGCUGAAUGA
Molecule: messenger RNA, 819 nt
Organism: Propithecus coquereli (Coquerel's sifaka)
Lineage: Eukaryota; Metazoa; Chordata; Mammalia; Primates; Indriidae
Gene: PINLYP
Product: phospholipase A2 inhibitor and LY6/PLAUR domain containing
Exons: 7
Coding region: 1-819 (272 amino acids)
Cellular component (GO): extracellular region
Molecular function (GO): phospholipase inhibitor activity
Source: RefSeq, a predicted model, not a curated record